Chilo suppressalis (striped riceborer) is the source of this 4235-nucleotide messenger RNA. Lineage: Eukaryota; Metazoa; Arthropoda; Insecta; Lepidoptera; Crambidae. The record is from the annotation of a GenBank genome assembly.
GUUUUGCUGCUUUAAAUAUUGUGCUACUCUCCUCUAGAUGGCGCUAUGUAAUUGUAAGAUAAAGUUACUUCUACUUUCUUGUAUAUUAUUGGGUUGGUGAAAAGUUACUUUUUUUAUUGUUAAUGGUUCUGUAUUGAAAAUUGGCUGUUUUAUAAAUUCAUAUUGACAUGUACCAAUUUGGUAAAAUUUAUGAUUCAAUGCUAAAUUCGGACUGAAAACUUCACUAUUCAUUUCGACUUGACAUUGAUAGAUUCUUCUGACGUUAUAAGUUUUAGGUUAUUUUUUUAUUAUGACAAAAUUACAGUGAAUAAAACUAAAAUAUUUUAAUUAAAAUGUAUCCGUGAACUAUUUAUCAGUAUUCUUUUUUACCAUGGACCAACUAUACGCGCUCGGGAUAUCUUGUAUCGAGUUUAUUCAAGACUGGUUUGCGGACUCAGAGGACUACUUCGAACUGGUGAACAACUUGUCCAAUCCCCACUAUGUUUUGGAGUACCUCUUCCCUCUGUUGUCAAUACUGGACUCGGUGUUUGCCUCACAGCUGCUUUUGUGCAUGUCUUUCGGGGGGUGGCUGAAUGCUGUUAUGAAAUGGUGGUUGCUAGAAGACCGCCCUUACUGGUGGGUGCGCGAGACGUCGUUCUACGCGGCGUCACAGCGGCCUCAGUUACGUCAGACCGGUCAGACCUGCGAGACGGGCCCCGGAAGCCCCUCCGGUCAUACAACCACGGCUGCUUCGCUGCUACUAUUAACCGCUAUGUGGAUAGCUCACGUUAUGAACGAUAGAAAGUGCUACGUAUGGUGGUGGAAGUUCGUGGCGUACCCGCUGUUCGCGUUCGCGCUCGGCUCGGUGAUGCUCGCGCGAAUGUUCGUCGCCACACAUUUCCCACACCAGUGCGUUGUGGGCGCGCUAGUUGGUUCAUUCCUUGCCCCUGCUUUGUGCAUCUACGUAUCGGACCCCUACAUCUGGGGCUACGGCCUCCACUCGGCAGGGGACACAAAAAGGGCCAUAUUCUGGCACGUUUUCUCAGCGGUAGUGACGGUUCUAAUCAGUGUUGUCACAUACGGUAGUUUGGUACUGUGCGGCAUGGACCCACAUUUUACGGUGAAAUUGGCGUUCCGUUGGUGUCAGUACCCAGACUCUAUAAGAGUGUCGACAACGCCAAUGUUCGCGUUGGUACAAUCCACCGCGUCCCUACUGGGCUGGGCGCUUUGCGUCACACCCGCAGUCGCUAAGUACCGUCACUAUUCUAAAGACAGGUCGCUGUUAAUAUCAGCUUUUGCAACAACAAUACUGUUAUUGACCGCUCGAUGUACAGAAGAUAACAUACCCAAAGAAAGUGUUUGGAAAUUUUACGUGUCGCAUUUUGUGUUGAGCACCAUAAGACCGUUCUUGUUUUUAAAGUUAUCACCAGCUUUGUCUAUGUGGCCUUAUAAGAGUACGAUAAAACAGAAAAAAGAAUGAAUAAAUUUAUAAUUAAUGUAGUGAAUAAAAAAAUGAAAAUGGCGUCAAUUUAAUUAAAAAAAAAAAGAAUUCGUAAAAAAUGUGGCUUACAAAUUUACUGAUUGCCUAGUUAGUUAAACGCCUUUUUUUAUUUCAUUUUCAGUGAUAGUACUUCGGCACUGUCGUGAUGUAUAUUAAUAUUGCUUUUGGAGAUAUAUUAUCUCGAAAUGUCGCAUGACCUCACGUUUUGGUACAUUUUUUACUGAGAAGUGACGUCACGAGCCCCCACUCCUGAACUGUGACCCCCUUUAUUUUUUUAAUUUUUUAGUUGAUUGCCAAAAGAAAAUUUGACAUAAUUCUUUAAUAAUCUAACAUACGGACUAAACAGACUAUUUUAUUUACCACGUCGUCACCUAUUUUGUGCGUGUAACACUCGAUUCAUUUUCUAAUUGUGUCUUUGCUAAAAUUAAUGUCACAAAAAGGAACACAUAAAAUUAAGUACCUAUAGUUGUCGAUUUCGGCAUGAUUCUCUCAACUUAAAACUAAAUGUAACAUCAGUCUCUCCUUUUCAUUCUGUACAGACUGGGACAAGAAUACACUUUUGUCAAAUUUAAGAUUGGGUUUAGAGAAUCAUGCCAGAAUCGACACCAUAAGCAUUGUGCAGAAUUAUCUGAGGCCCAAGCACAAACGUUGACAGAUCCGCGUAAUCUGAUCAUCAUCGUCAAAAUGUUUAUGGAAUAAACCUGCCCCUCUAGCAUGACCACCGAAACGGGAUAUGAUAAAGCAAUAUAUCGGCAUUAACUGUCAGACUACUGUCAAACUCCACUGUAGUCUGACAGUUAAUGCCGAUAUAUCGCUUUAUCAUAUCCCGUUUCGGUGGUCAUGCUAGAGGGGCAGGGGGCCAACCGCCUAACGAGAUUGCAAUGGCUAACGCUAUAGCUAACGAUUUCAUUUUCUUAUGCCAUGCCGCGCGCAUGUUUUUUCUUUUGCAUUGGUAAUAAUAAUAUUAAAGGAAAUGAGCAUAUGUAUUUGAAAACCCUCGGGGGUCAGAAAUAACAAAAUGAAAUCGUAAGCGAUAGCGAUGGCAAUCCCGUUAGGCAAUUGAGCCCCAGUUUGUCCUUACGUCCGUUAGGGGCGCUGCUUAGUUUUCAUAGAAACUGACGAUGCGAUACGCUUACAGAGGUGCCACAGUUUACGCUUGCCUCUAACUCUGCGUUAGUGAAAUUUUUACUGUCGCUUUGAAACGACUUAGAAAAUACGAGUAUGAAACUUAUACCAGUGAAAUUAAUUAAUUCUCGUAAAGUAGGUAGAUUUGAUUUUGUAUAUUAAUUGUUGUUAUUCUCAUUGAGAAUCAGUGUUGUUUGUAUGAUUGUACUCCUACUAUUUAUUAACAGUUUUGUGAAGUCUUAUUUUAUUUUACAAUGCCAUUAUUCUAUCUCUUUCAUCGAACUGGAAUAUGGUAGUCCAGUGUGACCUAUAUUAUGGGGCUUAUAAGGGAUAAAUAGUUUUUCAUGUGAAUGCUAUUAUGGAUAGCUUUAUUUACGGGUGAUUUGUUUUUAUAAAUAAGCACUGUGAUAUAUCGAAGUUACUAUUAUUUUAGAGCAAUAUUAUUGUAUCUGAAUUUUUAUUUUAUUUGAAAUACCUACUAUUAUUUAUACUGUAAAAAUUUGUCCAACAAAUACUAUAUAAAGUAAGGCCAACGAGAAGAGAUACAAAGUGUAAACAAAGUCGAUGAAAGGUCAUUGAUCAAUGCAGAGGUUGGCAAAUAUUUUAUUUUUGUUAAAUGGGCGCCGGAAUGUUGUGGUGAAUGGCGCCUCGGCGUGGACAGGACACGUGACUUGAUAGAACGAGACCUAAUGUUAAAUAUAUGAGAUGAUAGUUUUAGACUGCCAGUCCCAUAGUCUCGUCUAAGGUGUACUUUUGUAUCGCUUCUCGUUGGCCGUCUUUAUUGUUUACUACCAGCACACCAAAUAAUGUUAUAGCAAUGAAAUUAGCUUUAAUUAAAGAAGAAAACUGUUGAUUUGUUGUUUUAUUUCGACAAAGUCCACAUUAGUUAUUGACGAAAUUAACGUAAAAUUUUAGAAUAUUUCUAGAACAUCCUCCCUUGUUACGUAAGCCGUGCUUUCUGUCUUGGACACCCAAUCACUUCUAGUUAAGUUUGUUUGACUGUAUAAAGGAAUUUCUUUUGCAUGGAAAAUGCUAAUAAUAUUUUUGGCCUUCUUCGUAGUCGUCUGCUUCUCAUUCAAAACACGGUCUUUUUGCUCGACGUUGUAAAUGUCGCCAAUUACGUCUGCCGCCACAUUAUCUGUGGUCAAUUUGGACAGCUGCCUCGUUUUCCCGCCCAUUUUCAAUUUCUUAAACUUCACCCAUUCCAUUUUGGAUGUGUUCACGGUUCUCGAGGCAGAUACUUUGCUGGACUUCGAUGACUUGUUGCUUAUGUAGUUUGGAGAUGUACUGCGGGUUCGCGCGCCAAAGACUUGCUUAGUCGGUAGAUGUUUCGUCGCUGGCUUGCAACGUUUAAUACGGUUUGAUUUACUGAGUCUUCUGAACGCAUUGCUAUGGCGAGACUGUUUCGACAUCACCGCUAUUUUGUCCAAUGGGAAACAACACAUCACUUUGCUACAAAUCAUCACUCGCAACAAGAAACUCUUAAUGAUUUUAAAAAAGAACGCACUGUCGUCGGACAUUUUGUUUUAAGGAUUUUUUCACAUUAUUUAUUUGAAAAGUUUCACGUACAGACAUUUUGAUAAUCAACGUUGGGUUUGACGUAAAAGUUUGACAAACCGGAGUGAAUGUU